Molecule: messenger RNA, 1896 nt
Organism: Haemonchus placei
Lineage: Eukaryota; Metazoa; Nematoda; Chromadorea; Rhabditida; Trichostrongylidae
Source: the annotation of a GenBank genome assembly
AUGGCAUGGCGCUUCCAAGCCUCAAAGUUUAAGAAUACUACCCCACAUCUUCCGAAAAAGGAGGAUACAAUUUUCGAUCUCCCCAUCGGCAACCUUUCCUGUACAAAUAAUGGAGUCCAAGCAAGUGGCAGCUAUCUGGCCUUCCAUGUGGAAGGAGAAGGUGGAAAGCUCGGUGCUCUACCGAUCAAUGCUAAAGGAAGGAAGUUACGGAAAGAUAUGGGCAUUGUGUAUCAGAUUGAUGACUUCUGCUUCAUGACAUUCAAUGAUGAUCUGUUGGUAACGUGCAGUAGAGAUGAUAAUGUCAAACUGUGGCGUCUGUCCGGUGAAGAAGCAACACCUUCUCUCGAAUGUGAGGUUCAUGUGGGAAAUGGAGUGCUCAUGGAUUCCAUCAAAUCACAUUCCACCGCCUCCAAUAUCAUAGCUGCCGCCUCUGUGGGUGACGCUUAUGUCAUUGAUGUUGAGAGGAAGGUAGUUGCCACAAAACUUCACGGCUUUGUGGACAAAGGUCAAUCGGUGGACUGGAGUGAAGACGGAAAGUUGGUGGCAAUCAGCGCUGACAAAGGGCGUGAGGUAUGCGUUUAUGAUGCACGAAGUGGCACAUCUCCCAUACAACGGUUGGCUGUACACCAGGGCCUGGGCCGUGAAUCACGGGUAUUAUUUUGCGGAGAUCGGCUGCUCUCCAGUGGAUUCACCAGUAAACGGGCUCAGGAAGUCCACGUAUUGGAUGUGGGAAGAUGGGACACACCUAUACACACUCAAGAAUAUGUUUCCGCUACUGGAGUUUUAAUGCCGUUUUAUGAUCCGGACACAAAAUUGGUGUUUCUUAUUGGCAAAGGAACAAACAAAUUAUUUAUUGCGGAAUUCCAGUCCAAGGUUCCACAUCUUUCUCCAGUUUACGAAAUGUCUCUUGCUGAGCAGAACCUUGGUGCAUGUCUGGGUAGCAAGCGGAACGUGAAGGUCAUGGAUGGUGAGGUGGACACCCUGUAUCAGCUCACAAAACAUUGCAUACUACCGAUCCAGUGUAUUGUACCGCGUCGGUCUUACCGCGAUUUCCAUGCGGAUUUAUUCCCGGAUACUCGAGGUCCGAAAGCUGGCUGUACAUCUGGAGAGUGGUUGGCUGGCUCUAACUUGCUCCCUGAAAAAGUGUCACUUGCUCCAAAUGGAACCAACGGUCUUCCGUAUGUGACGAGUAAAACGCCUUCCCCUAUAUCACCACCAGUGCCUACCAUCAAAGAAGCUGUUAAAACUGUGGUGGAAACUCGUCAUUCGCCUGAUAUGCAACGUGCACGUGCACAAACCCAUCCUGCGCACACGCUUACUUCAGGAACGCUGCCUGAUUCAGUGUGUCACUCAACUUUCAAGACCAAAAUAGGUUUGGAUGGAGACAGACCUGAAGUGAAGGAGCUCGUUUACACGGUUGAUGAUAACUCCGAAAAGGAAAAUGGUUUGAGAAAGGAGAACGAUGCUCAUCACAAGUUGACCGAAGUUGGAGUAUACCCCAAGUUAGAGCGAUCAACUUCUGUAGACCAAUCAACCGUCUCACCUGUACCUGAGCCUCCCAUCAGAAUUCGGCAGCUCAACGACAAAAGCGAUCGUUCGAUCUCAGCUCGUGUUCGGCCAAAAUCCUGUGUUGUUGGUGUUGUGGCCUCCAAAUUUCGUCAUGUUGAGACUUUGAUUGGAGCGAGAGCUAAUAAUACGAUAUUUACAAAUAUACGCAAUGUAAACACGCAGCUCCCACUUGAGACAAACGGCGCUUGCACGAGUGGAAAGUUUGUCGCUGUCCCGCUGAAAGGACCAGCGGGUGUUGUGGGUAUCUAUGAUGUUGAAAAACCAGGAAAGCUCCCAGAUGGUGUUAUGGACGGAAUUUUUAAUAAAGCGCAGGUUCGUUCCAGUUAG